Messenger RNA from Zalophus californianus (California sea lion), 2598 nucleotides. Its product is annotated as putative P2Y purinoceptor 10. The record is from RefSeq and is a predicted model, not a curated record. Gene Ontology annotation, cellular component: membrane. Gene Ontology annotation, biological process: positive regulation of Rho protein signal transduction; phospholipase C-activating G protein-coupled receptor signaling pathway. The transcript is spliced from 2 exons. Lineage: Eukaryota; Metazoa; Chordata; Mammalia; Carnivora; Otariidae. Bases 17 to 1183 code for a protein of 388 amino acids. Gene Ontology annotation, molecular function: G protein-coupled receptor activity.
UGUGGUGAGACACCAAAUGAACUCAACUUCCUCUUUCAACAACAUAUUUUUCAGAUAUCAGCAGGAUCUGUGCCACCCAGAGUUAGGCUUUUUCACCCUCAGCUCCCUGCAAAGAAACAAGAGUGCUAAUCCUGACAAGGCUCCAGGGGAUUAUAACUCCACGGCUUACCUUGAUGAGUAUACUGAAAUAUUCAAGAUGGUUAGCAACAGUACCAGCAAUGCUGAGACUGACUGCAAUGCUACUGAUGUGACAUUUCAGAACUCCCUCUAUGCAGCCACCUACAUCCUCAUAUUCAUCCCUGGUCUUCUGACCAACAGUGCAGCCUUGUGGGUUCUGUGCCGCUUCAUCAGCAAGAAAAAUAAAGCCAUCAUUUUCAUGAUCAACCUCUCUGUGGCUGACCUUGCUCACGUGCUGUCCUUACCCCUCCGGAUUUACUAUUACAUCAGCCACCACUGGCCCUUCCAGAAGGCCCUUUGCCUGCUGUGCUUCUACCUGAAGUAUCUCAACAUGUAUGCCAGCAUUUGUUUCCUGACGUGCAUCAGCCUACAGAGAUGUUUCUUUCUCCUCAAGCCCUUUAGGGCCAGAAACUGGAAGCGUAGGUAUGAUGUGGGCAUCAGUGCUGCCAUCUGGAUCAUCGUGGGAACUGCCUGCUUGCCAUUUCCCUUUCUGAGAAGCACCUACUUAGCCAACAACACUGAGUCCUGUUUUGCUGAUCUUGGUUAUAAGAAAAUGAAUGCAGUGGCUUUGGUUGGAAUGAUUACAGUUGCUGAGCUGGCAGGAUUUGUGGUCCCAGUAGUAAUCAUCGCAUGGUGUACUUGGAAAACUACUAUAUCCUUGAGACAGCCACCAAUGGCUUUCCAAGGAAUCAGUGAGCGGCAGAAAGCACUGCGGAUGGUUUUUAUGUGUGCUGCAGUCUUUUUCAUUUGCUUCACUCCUUAUCAUAUCAACUUUAUUUUUUACACUAUGGUGAAGGAAACCAUCAUUAGUAGUUGUCCCAUUGUCCAAAGCACACUGUAUUUCCACCCUUUCUGUCUAUGCCUUGCAAGUCUCUGCUGUCUUUUGGAUCCAAUUCUUUAUUAUUUCAUGGCCUCAGAGUUUCGUGACCAACUAUCUCGCCAUGGAAGCUCUGUGACCCGUUCCCGUCUUAUGAGCAGGGAGAGUGGUUCAUCAAUGAUUAGCUAAAAAUAAAAUAACUCUUCAAUUAUGACUUUAACUAUGUUUCCUAGCUUCUCCCAAAGGCCAGAAUGACCAGCCAAACAAUUGGUUUAAUGGAAGUUUGGGAACAAUGGAAAUCUUGUGUGAUAGUUGUGGUCAUAGGGAUGUAAUGGGGGUGACAGUGUGUAAGAAGUGUGGGAGAGGUAGGGAAGAUAGAAUUUGCCUGUUUCCUCUUUGAAAUUCAAGAUACUUUCUUAAGAAACUUAGCUCGUUUUGACAGAUGUUUUCAAGCAAAUGAAAAUUGGAUUAUUUUACCUUAAACAUUUCUUUAGAAAAUAUAUUGUUAAUAAGAUACAAUAAAUACAUGAAUCUUUUCCCAAACUGUAAAUGCAAAUCUCUUUUAUAUGAAGACUUUUACUUGUGAAUGAGAAUAAAAUUCUUCAGUCUUUCUAAGAGAUAAAUGCACAGGCAAGGGGGAGUGACAAUUGAAGUAAUGUGUGCAUAAAUUUCAGGGCCACAAACCUAUUACUGAAUAAAGGGCAUGGAAAUUUGUUCAUUCACCGAAAAUGUAUUGAAUGCCUGUUGUAUUCUGGGUUAUCAAUUUCUUGCGUACUUCCACAAUAUAGCAAGCAUCUCAUCUGGCCCUUCUAAUAAACUUGUGGACGUUUCCAAUACAAAUGAUAGGUAGAACCUCAGAGAGGGGAAGUAACUUGCCUGAGGAAAAACAGUGGUAAGCUAAAAUUUGUCCUGUAUACACCGCAUAUGCUUAAGUUAUUCCCCCUGUUUGUGUUACUUUUUACUAAGUCAAUAUUAAACUUGACUUAAAUGGUGAAGACACAGACCAAAGCUAAGCUGCAUGAGACCAAGACCAUUUCUACACAAUUUGCUUGAGAUUAUCUGAAAAGUCUGGGUUAUAGGAAUGGCCGAUCAGGCUUCCAGCUACAAAGCAUCAAAUGAUAAAUAGAUAGUUUUUUCUAAUACCGUCCCAAUCUACAGUUUAAUGAUUAGAGAUAUAGGAAACCCAAAUAGUUCAUUAUUUCCUACCAAAGAUAUUUUAAGUAGGUCAUAGAAAACCCAUAAAUAAAUGAAAGAAAGAAAGAAAGAAACUGACAGAUGUAGAAGUUCUUUAUAUAUUUUAGAUAUUAACCCCUUAUUGGAUAUAUCAUUGCAAAUAUCUUCUCCCAUUCAGUAGGCUGCUUUUUUGUUUUGUUGAUGGUUUCCUUCACUGUGCAAAAUCUUUUUUAUUUUGAUAGUCCCAAGAGUCUAUUUUUGUUUUUGUUUCUCUUGACUUAAUUGACAUAUCUAAUGUUGCUGGGGGGGGGGCGGCAAAAAAUCUGAGAGAUGAACAUUCUGUGAAAUUUAGAUUUUUUUGGAGCUUGCCCAACUUCUUUCUUUUAAAACAUUAUUAUACAUCACUGAAUAAAUUUGUGUUUAUUAAGAAA